CUUCAACCGUUCUCAACAUGAAACUUUUUAUGAUCGCCGCACUCUUGGCCGUUGCUGCCGCUGCCCCUUCCAGCUACAAAAAGGAUGUCAAAGCUCCCAGCUACCCUGCCCCAAGCUACUCCGCACCAAAGUACUCUGCACCAGCCUACUCCGCCCCCGCCUACCCCGCACCAGCCUACUCCGCCCCCGCUUACUCCGCACCAGCUUACUCCGCACCAGCCUACAAAGAUAACAACUACGCUGACAUCACCGUCACCAGCCAAUCCGAUGUACGCAACCUCGAUGGCAGCAGCCAAUGGAGCUACGCCCAGUCUGACUACACUACCCGCGAAGAGUCCCAAGUUCAGAAGAAGAUGCAAGGAGUCGCUUACGAUUCUUACGGAAAGGCCACCUACGAAGAUGUUAUCGGCAACACCAACAAGGGAUCUUCCUACUGGAUCUCCCCAGAAGGCCAGAAAUUCACUUUGACUUGGAUUGCCGAUAAGAACGGAUUCCAGCCAAAGGGUGACCACUUGCCCGUUGCUCCCGUCCACGUCUACGAGCUCCCAGUUGCCCCCGUCCACGAAUACGUUCUCCCCGUUGCCCCCGCUCUCCCCUACUCCCGCACUGGACUCGGCUAUUAAAUUCCCCACUUUCGUUAGUGGAAUCCGAGAACAAAUCUGAAUGAUGUGACACAUGUAAAUUUAAGUUAUUGGUGUCAAAUAAACGCAAAAUAUCUCUUUA
This is a messenger RNA of Daphnia carinata, 723 nucleotides long. Its product is annotated as endocuticle structural glycoprotein SgAbd-4-like. The record is from RefSeq and is a predicted model, not a curated record. Gene Ontology annotation, molecular function: structural constituent of chitin-based larval cuticle. The transcript has 3 exons. NCBI's taxonomy places the organism in Eukaryota, Metazoa, Arthropoda, Branchiopoda, Diplostraca, Daphniidae. Gene Ontology annotation, cellular component: chitin-based extracellular matrix. Bases 18 to 623 code for a protein of 201 amino acids.